AUGUCUGCUACAAGUGACAAACAGAGCACUCUGCAGUAUCUAAAGGACUACAAACCUCACAUUGAAGGUCGGCAGCUCAGGGUUCUUGUUUAUGGACCAGCUGUAGCUGGAAAGUCCAGUUUCAUCAACUCUGUUAAAAGCGUCUUAGAAGGCAGAAUAUGCACACUGGCCUUGGUGGAUAACAUCUCUCAUGACUGUUUCACCAAAAAGAUUGAAAAGGAAAACCCAAACACCUUUUACCCUUUUGUCUUCAAUGACAUCAUGGGCCUGUCCGAUAGAAAAGGUGUCCUUGUGGAGGACGUCAAACUGGCUUUAAUGGGACGUGUGAAGGACGAUUAUGUGUUCAAUCCUGAACAUAAGUUAUCAGAAGGCGACCAAUACUACAACACAACAGUAAAUCCCAACGAUAAAGUUCAUGUCCUGGUUUGUGUCAUUCCUGCCGACACAGUAAAUCAAAUGAGAGAUGAAGUUAUAAGGAAGAUUCAGGAAAUCAGGAAAGCAGCCAGUGAUCUAGAGAUUCCUCAAGUGGCCAUCAUCACCAAAAUUGAUAAGGCCUGUCCUGACAUCAAAGAAGACUUAAAGAACGUCUACAAGUCCGUCUACCUGAAGGAGAAGAUGGAGCAGUUGAGUGUCAAUGUGGGCAUACUGAUGAACUGCAUCUUCCCAGUGAGAAACUACUUUGAAGAAACCGAUUUGAAUGAUGAGGUUGACUCACUGGUCCUGCGCACACUGAGAAACAUCAUCAACUAUGGAGAAGAAUUCAUGAACCACAAAAUGAGUCAGUCUGAAGAUUCAGACAAAUAA
Molecule: messenger RNA, 804 nt
Organism: Scomber japonicus (chub mackerel)
Lineage: Eukaryota; Metazoa; Chordata; Actinopteri; Scombriformes; Scombridae
Product: interferon-induced protein 44-like
Exons: 6
Coding region: 1-804 (267 amino acids)
Source: RefSeq, a predicted model, not a curated record